Molecule: messenger RNA, 1092 nt
Organism: Gossypium arboreum
Lineage: Eukaryota; Viridiplantae; Streptophyta; Magnoliopsida; Malvales; Malvaceae
Product: SPX domain-containing protein 3-like
Exons: 3
Coding region: 8-874 (288 amino acids)
Biological process (GO): cellular response to phosphate starvation
Source: RefSeq, a predicted model, not a curated record
AAAGCAUAUGCUAUUUCAUAUUCUAAUUACAUUUUUUUCUAAUAAAACCCAUUUUUCAUUUAACUUACCACUCAAAAAAAAAAAAAAAUUGAAGUUUGGGAAGAGAUUAAAGCAACAAAUUGAGGAAACGUUCCCUACAUGGCGAGAUCAGUUUUUGUGUUACAAAGAGUUGAAGAAGCUCAUUAAAUUGAUUUCUUCGGCUCUGCCCAUGGCGGCAGAGCCGACCAAGUACGGGAAAGCAAAGGCGGAAUUCGUGUAUAUGUUGAACAACGAGAUCAACAAGUUUAAUGUGUUUUUCAUGGAACAAGAAGAGGAUUUCAUCAUCGGCCACAAGGAACUGCAACAGAGGAUUAAGACAGUGAUGGAUAAAUGGAGCUCCAAUGGAAGUAGGACUGAGUACAAUGAUGAAAUGGCCGAAAUUAGAAAUGACAUUGUCGAUUUUCAUGGCGAAAUGGUCCUCUUAGAGAAUUACAGCAACAUCAAUUUCACAGGGUUGGCAAAGAUAUUGAAGAAAUAUGACAAGCGAACAGGUGGGUUAUUACGGUUGCCCUUCAUCCAAAAAGUGCUGAAGCAACCAUUUUUCACGACCGAUCUCGUUUCAAAGCUGGUUAAAGAAUGCGAAAACAUCAUUGAUGAAGUAUUAUUCCCCAUUGAAGAAGAUAAAGAAGAAACAAAGGAACAAAAAGGAGCAAUAAUGGUAGCAACAGAGCCAGUGAAAGGGAUAUUUAGAAACACAGUUGUAGCCCUAUUAACCAUGGAAGAAAUAAGAAGAGUGAGCUCUACUAAAGACCAUUUCUCUUUGCCUCCUCUUAACUUGCCCCACAGUCAUCUCAUUCACUCCUUCCAACUCAACUCACCAAUCCCCAUUCUUUGAGAAAUUAUGGAUUUUGGGUUUUAUUCGUAAAUUGGUCCCUAUAUUAUACCCUAAUUUUUAGAUUAGUCCUCAUAGUUUUCUUGUUAGAAAGUGGUCAUAAACUAUUAAUUGCAUUUUACCCUCUCUACUAAAAAAAUGGACAAAUUAAUCCAUGUAUGUUAGCUCAAAGAGUAAAUUGGUCAUUUUAUUAAAAUUUUUAUUAAUUUCUACUGUUAAAA